AUGAACUGUGAGGGCUGUGGUACUGGGACACCGAUGAUUAGGCACUCCAUGACCCUUAAGCGCCUCUGCAGGAAGUGCUUUCUCCGUGCAAUCGAAGAUGAAGUUCAGCGAACGGUGGAGAUGCACAGCCUGGUCCGUCCGGGCGAGAGCAUCGCUCUUGGAGUGAGCGGAGGAAAAGACUCGAGUGUUAUGCUUCAUAUUCUACACACCCUGCGGCUUCGUUGUCAGGAUGUCUACGAUGGUGUUCGCUUUGUUAUGGUUGCAGUCAACGAAGGAAUCCAAGGCUAUCGCGGCGAGUCGCUAGCGUGUCUUCAGCGCCUCCAUAAAAAGUAUCCGUAUGAGCUGGAGAUAGUGGGCUUUGAAGAGCGAUACGGACGUACGCUAGACCAACUUGUCAACACUGUGAACGGAAAUUCAUGCACUGAUACAUUUGCCCCACUUAAGGCCGAUCUGGAGGACGUUAACGACACGGGCCGGCCACAGCCAACGGCGAAGACAGCAACUGCCUGCUCGUUCUGUGGUAUCCUCCGACGAAAUUCUCUUUCUUACGGGAGUCUCCAGACACAAUGUACAAAGGUGGCUACCGGGCACAAUGCUGACGACAAUGCCGAGACCGUUCUACUGAACUUAAUCAGAGGUGACGCUGCAAAGCUAGUAAGGUGCAGCGAGCCAUUAUCUGACUUGAAUCAAGGGGUGGCACGCAUAAAGCCCCUCUGCAAUAUAGCACAGCGAGACAUUGUCAUAUACGCCCACCUACAACGCCUGGACUACUUUAGUGUGGAGUGUCCUUAUGCAACAACGGCACUACGCGGUAAGCCAAGAAGCUUCCUAACCAACCUUUGUACCAGACCAGCGUACAGCGACGCGGCUCUUCGUAUAAUUCGGUCAACUCGGAAGCUGCGCCUUAAGACCACACAUGAGACCCAGAAGCUCACUAGUCUUCAUCUGUGCCCCUCGUGUCAGAGUCCUGUCUCCACAACUCGCUGCCAGUGCUGUGACAUACGCACGGCAAAGACUGGGGACGACCUUAAGCGAGCCGCCAAGUGCAGGCCAUAA
Messenger RNA from Giardia duodenalis, 1056 nucleotides. Its product is annotated as Cytoplasmic tRNA 2-thiolation protein. Gene Ontology annotation, molecular function: tRNA binding. The transcript has a single exon. NCBI's taxonomy places the organism in Eukaryota, Fornicata, Diplomonadida, Hexamitidae. Bases 1 to 1056 code for a protein of 351 amino acids. The record is from RefSeq and is a predicted model, not a curated record. Gene Ontology annotation, biological process: tRNA wobble position uridine thiolation. Gene Ontology annotation, cellular component: mitochondrion; cytosolic tRNA wobble base thiouridylase complex.